This is a messenger RNA of Penicilliopsis zonata CBS 506.65, 3208 nucleotides long. RefSeq lists its product as hypothetical. The record is from RefSeq and is a predicted model, not a curated record. Gene Ontology annotation, molecular function: ATP binding; DNA binding; DNA ligase (ATP) activity. The transcript has a single exon. Gene Ontology annotation, biological process: mitochondrial DNA repair; double-strand break repair via alternative nonhomologous end joining; DNA biosynthetic process. NCBI's taxonomy places the organism in Eukaryota, Fungi, Ascomycota, Eurotiomycetes, Eurotiales, Aspergillaceae. The coding region runs from base 367 to 2910 and encodes 847 amino acids. Gene Ontology annotation, cellular component: DNA ligase III-XRCC1 complex.
AAGCUCAUGUUGAGCACGCAAGCUUGAGAGCAACGCAUCCAAAUUCUCCAAGUCUGCAGAUACCUGGAUCUUAUCGUUCAAAUAAUCUUCUGCUCGGGCCCGUUCAUCUGCAGACAGACUUGCUGCGGAGGUCGCCAUGAUGGUUGCCGCGGGGGAGUGAAGCGCAAUGUGUUGUGAUCUCCGCUUAGUGACAGUAAGAGCUUAAGCGGUGGCAUGUGGAGCUCGCGUUCCAGACACUGCCAACUCCGCCUCAGCAACGUCAUUGUUAUCCAGCCGUACAAAAUACUUGGUCUGCGAGCGAGACGAGACCAGCCAGGCUGAGGAUGACUUUAAUUCUGUGCGCUGGAUCUACCUAGAGGGUAAGCAAUGCCCAGUCCUACCAAAAAACGCAAGAGGAAUGGCCCAGAUCCGAUCCAACAGACACGGAGCAUUGCGUCGUUCUUCCAAGGCCAGGCUUCUUCAGCUGCUAAACAGAGAGAGGAAGCACCUGAUUCCAUCACAGAAGAUCCAGAGCAGUCACUGUCGGAUGAGGCUCUUGCUAGGAAGCUCCAGGCAGAGUGGAACCGUGAAGAGGCUGCAGUAGAUGAACAUCCGGUCUCGCAAGAGGACUCCGCGCCACCACUAGCAACCUCAUCGACUUUAGAGAUUACCAGAUUAUCAGACUUAUCAACAAAAAGAUUGGUUGAAGUUCCGGGAAAGAAUACGCUUGCACUGCAGUCCUCCGUCGGUACGGAAGAUACGAUCUCUCUCGGUAUUCCUUUCGAUGAGAGUCCGUUGACUUUCAAGCCAUCGAAAUACGUGGAUGCACUACAAGUGCAUUGGGAAGCUCAGGGUGGUGAUGCCACAUAUGCAUUAUUGACAAGGGCCUUUGUGCUUGCAAACAGCACUACGAGCCGGAUCAAGAUCGUCGACACGCUGGUCAACUUCCUGCGAGUUUUAAUAGAAGGGAACACUGCCAGUCUUUUGCCUGCGGUAUGGCUUGCUACAAAUUCUAUCUCCCCGCCAUAUAUCGACCUGGAGCUGGGAUUGGGAGGAUCAGCAAUCUCAAAGGCGUUAAAAAAGAUAUACGGCUUGAACAGCCAGGGGCUCAAAACUCUCUAUGACAAAUAUGGAGAUGCCGGGGACGUGGCCUUCGAAGCAAAGAAAAGGCAGAGCUUCACUUUGGUAAAACCGAAGCCUCUCACUAUUCAGGGUGUGUACCAGUCAUUGAAGAAGAUUGCUAUGACAAAGGGUGCGGGUAGUCAGGAGACGAAGCAGCGAAUUGUCGAGAAACUUCUCCAAGAUACGCGAGGGGCUGAAGAAAGCCGUUACAUCGUCAGAACCUUGGUACAGAAUUUGCGUAUUGGCGCAGUGAAGACUACCAUGCUCAUUGCGCUUUCUCGAGCAUUCACCUAUUCCAAACCAGAAGGGGCAACGUUUCCUAUACGUCCUCUAGAUCAUCUUGCACGGCUGAAGAAGGAAGAGCUGGCUGGGAUCCAUAACGCUGCCGAAGAGAUUGUGAAAGCCUGCUAUGCCAGACACCCAGACUACAAUGAUCUUGUCCCUUGCCUCCUUGAGGUCGGAGCCACAGACGAACUCCUUGUGCGGUGCGGCCUGGAUUUGCACGUGCCUUUACGACCGAUGUUGGGUAGCAUCACUCGAGAUCUGUCUGACAUGCUCACAAAACUCCAAGGACGAGAUUUCAGCUGCGAGUACAAAUAUGAUGGGCAGCGUGCACAAAUUCAUUGUGACGUUAAAGGAAAGGUGUCAAUCUUUUCUAGACAUUUGGAACUGAUGACCGAGAAGUAUCCUGAUCUUGUCUCUCUCGUGCCUCAACUAAGAGGAGAGGGCGUCUCGAGCUUCAUUCUCGAAGGAGAAGUAGUCGCCGUUGACCAGGAGUCUGGAGAGCUUCAGCCUUUCCAGAUUUUGACGAACCGCGCCAAAAAGAAUGUCGAUGUCGGUGCCAUCAAAGUCAAUGUAUGUCUCUUUGCCUUCGACUUGAUGUUUCUCAACGGAGAGCCAUUACUGGACCGUCCAUUUCGUGAGCGACGAUCGCUUCUACGGAGUCUUUUUGUCGAGAUCCCCAAUCGAUUCACGUGGGUCAAGAGUAUAGAUGCGACAUCUGCCGAUUCAGAAGCGGUUCUCGAAUUUUUCAAGAGCGCAACCGAUACUAAGUGCGAAGGCAUCAUGGUCAAAGUUCUCGAUAAUAACAAACCAAGCACAAUCCAAAGCCAUGAUGCAGCCUUUGUCGACGAUUCUGAUGCGGCGGACCAAUCUUUCCCGCCCGGAAAUGAUGAUUCCACAAAUGCAGCUCAAUCGACAGAGACAAGAGAAAAAGGCAGCCGACGCAAAGCUCUGUUAUCCACCUAUGAACCAGACAAACGCCUCGAAUCCUGGCUCAAGGUGAAGAAAGAUUACAGCACAUCCUCCGAGACUCUGGACCUUAUACCAGUUGCAGGCUGGCACGGCCAGGGACGGAAGGCAAAGUGGUGGUCUCCGAUCCUCCUCGCAGUCCGUAAUCCGGAGACAGGGGCUUUUGAGGCCGUAACCAAAUGUAUGUCUGGAUUUACGGACAAGUUCUACCAGGCCAACAAAGAAAAGUAUGCUGAGGGCAGCUCCAACCUCAUCUCGCGCCCAAGCUACGUCGAGUACUCUGGCGAGCCAGACGUUUGGUUUGAGCCCCAGGAAGUGUGGGAAAUGGCCUUUGCGGACAUCACGCUCAGUCCGACCUACACGGCUGCGAUCGGUUUAGUGAGCGAGGAGCGUGGGCUAAGUCUGCGCUUCCCCCGCUUUCUCAAAGUCCGUGAGGAUAAGUCCAUCGAUGAAGCAAGCACAUCCGACUAUCUUGCUCUUUUAUGGCGCAACCAAAGCGACCGCUCCAAGGAACCUGCUACCGGCGAACCAGAACAGCUCGGCUGGCAAGAAGAGUAAUCUUCUCCAUGGAAUAGUUCUCAAUCUAGCCUAACUCUUGAAUAUCUUUUUCCGCUAUCAAACAGAGGCUCCUAGCUGUCGCUGCCAGUGGAACGCGGGGUACUAGCCAUUUCCGCAUGGCAGAGAGACAGCAAACCUGCACGCUCAAAGGCUACGAAGUAUACUGAUGUGCCACCAGAAGUACAGAGUAUGGAGUACUUAAUUCUAGAUGGCUAUAUAGUUAUAUAUGUUCUAUAGUAAUAGUCAGGAUUCCUUUUAUAGAUAACACUGGCAGUCAAUCAAUUAAACAAAAUCUCAC